GCAGGGAGCGGAGCCCUUUAGAGUUGGGUGACCCCUAUUUUGGCCGUGUGAACAGGAUCUGAUCCCAAGGACUGUUACCUCUAUUCUUGUCUAGUUUGCAGUGUUAGAAAAGCAACCAUGCCUUUCGGAAACACCCACAACAACUUCAAGCUCAACUACAAAGUUGAGGAGGAGUACCCUGACUUGUCCAAGCAUAACAACCACAUGGCCAAGGUUCUGACCAAGGACCUGUAUGCCAAGAUGAGGGACAAGCAGACACCAAGCGGCUUCACCCUGGAUGAUGUCAUCCAGACUGGUGUUGACAACCCCGGUCACCCCUUCAUCAUGACUGUUGGCUGUGUCGCUGGUGACGAGGAGUCCUAUGAGGUCUUCAAGGAUCUGCUGGACCCCAUCAUCUCCGACCGUCAUGGUGGAUACAAGCCCACUGACAAGCACAAGACCGACCUGAACUUUGAGAACCUGAAGGGCGGUGAUGACCUGGACCCCAACUACGUUCUGUCCAGCCGUGUCCGUACUGGCCGCAGCAUCAAGGGAUUCACCCUGCCCCCCCACAACAGCCGUGGCGAGCGCAGAGCGAUUGAGAAGCUGUCCGUCGAGGCUCUGACCAGCCUGGAUGGUGAAUUCAAGGGAAAGUACUACCCCCUGAAGUCCAUGACUGAUGCUGAGCAGGAGCAGCUGAUUGCUGAUCACUUCCUGUUUGACAAGCCCGUCUCCCCCCUGCUCACCUGCGCUGGUAUGGCCCGUGACUGGCCCGACGCCAGAGGCAUCAUGCACAACGACAACAAGACUUUCCUGGUGUGGGUGAAUGAGGAGGAUCACCUGCGUGUCAUCUCCAUGCAGAAGGGUGGCAACAUGAGGGAGGUCUUCAAGCGUUUCUGCGUCGGCCUUCAGAAGAUUGAGGAGAUCUUCAAGAAGCACAACCACGGCUUCAUGUGGAACGAGCAUCUGGGCUACAUCCUGACCUGCCCCUCCAACCUGGGAACCGGUCUGAGAGGCGGCGUCCACGUCAAGCUGCCCAAGCUGAGCACGCACGCUAAGUUUGAGGAGAUCCUCACCAGACUGCGUCUGCAGAAGCGUGGCACAGGUGGUGUAGAUACUGCCUCUGUGGGUGGCGUGUUUGACAUCUCCAACGCCGAUCGUCUGGGCUCCUCUGAGGUGGAGCAGGUGCAGCUGGUGGUUGAUGGUGUCAAGCUGAUGGUGGAGAUGGAGAAGAAGCUGGAGAAGGGAGAGGCCAUCGACAGCAUGAUCCCUGCCCAGAAGUAAAGAGAACCGAUCUUGGGUUUUUUUUUUCUUCUUCUUCUUCUUCAUCUUCUCAUGACCAUCUCAUGUACACUGGAGCCGACUGGUGGGCGCGUAGAGGAAAAACAGCAGCUCAUGGAGAGACUCUUGACUCUGCUCACCUCCUUUUUCCUCUUUCCAGCUUCUUGUUCCUUGUCCUUUUUUUUUCAAGUUUUCUAGCGUUGGUUGGUAACAUCCUGGGAUCAACCUCCACUGUGCUAGGCUCGCCUGGCAAAUGUGGCAACACCCGCUUUUUGUUGUAAAAAGUAACAAUUGAUCAAAACAGUUUACUCUCAAUAAAAAGCGCCCCAUGAAACAAA
This is a messenger RNA of Doryrhamphus excisus (bluestripe pipefish), 1598 nucleotides long. It is a transcript of the gene ckma, whose product is annotated as creatine kinase, muscle a. Gene Ontology annotation, molecular function: creatine kinase activity. Lineage: Eukaryota; Metazoa; Chordata; Actinopteri; Syngnathiformes; Syngnathidae. The record is from RefSeq and is a predicted model, not a curated record. Gene Ontology annotation, biological process: phosphocreatine biosynthetic process.